CAUCAUCAACCGCAUGUUGAGCCUCCAUCUAUCAAACAAUCCACCCGCCCAUCAACGUCGCAUCAUCUCCUCCGCGGAAACGGCCUCGGAUAACACUAAAGUUCUAACCUAACGUCUCAUAUUUCUUCCACCGAACUCACUUCUUCCAAGCAACAACCACGUCCCACAAAAUGUCUCAAGCAAUGCGUAUCGUCCCCGGCAACUCCAACGCCCAGACCUACACUCACAUUUCGCACACAUCCUCCGCCCCCUCCGCCCCGGGCAUCCACGAUACUCUCCGCCACGGUGUCGGCGCAUCCCCCUUCGACUCAAAGUCCACACCCGCCUCUGCUCAUCCCCUCGAAGCCCGCCUGAAGAACUGGGAGGCUACUCAGGAGGCUCUCAAGAUGGAGACACUUCGACGCACCUACGGCAUGGCUGAGCCUAUUCGACGUGGUAUGGAGCUCAAGAUUGUUCAGAAAGGCGAGUGGCGGCCCAUGGCCCUCGGCAAUGGCCUCCCCAGCGUUCACGAGGAUAUUCUUAGGGGUCGUGAUGCUACGAUUACCUGGGAGGAUGUAUUCACUGGCGAUGAGACAAGGGCCGUUGCUGGAUUCCACGACGAGAUGGAAAAGAAGCUCAAGAUCCAGUAAACAAGCCGGCUGGCUGUCUCAAAGGAAACGACGACAUAGCCAUCUCCUUGUAUACCAUAAUUACAACACUUUAGACAGGCUCAAGA
Molecule: messenger RNA, 715 nt
Organism: Fusarium oxysporum Fo47
Lineage: Eukaryota; Fungi; Ascomycota; Sordariomycetes; Hypocreales; Nectriaceae
Product: proteasome maturation factor UMP1-domain-containing protein
Exons: 2
Coding region: 171-629 (152 amino acids)
Biological process (GO): proteasome assembly
Cellular component (GO): nucleus; cytoplasm
Source: RefSeq, a predicted model, not a curated record